AUGGUGUUAACUGAGGAAAAUUUCGAGACAGUCAUCGCAGAAGAUUCGAGUCAUGAUUACAUAGGAGGAGUUCAACAGAAAAUGAGCUGCGAGCGGCUGUUUGAGAAUUUUGAAAACGUUGAUACGCCACAAGAAUGCCAAGUUACCGGAAGUAUCCCAUCAUGGCUUCAUGGAACAAUGGUCCGUAAUGGACCGGGAAUGUUCAAAAUCGGUGACACUGAGUAUAAACACUGGUUUGAUGGCAUGGCAUACAUUCAGAGAUAUCACUUCGAGGAUGGUAAG
Messenger RNA from Ostertagia ostertagi, 282 nucleotides. NCBI's taxonomy places the organism in Eukaryota, Metazoa, Nematoda, Chromadorea, Rhabditida, Trichostrongylidae. The record is from the annotation of a GenBank genome assembly.